Xenopus laevis (African clawed frog) is the source of this 1357-nucleotide messenger RNA. It is a transcript of the gene chst6l.L, whose product is annotated as carbohydrate sulfotransferase 6. The transcript has a single exon. The record is from RefSeq and is a predicted model, not a curated record. The coding region runs from base 160 to 1287 and encodes 375 amino acids. Lineage: Eukaryota; Metazoa; Chordata; Amphibia; Anura; Pipidae.
UUUUGAUUAUAGUUAAAAUAAGCGCUAUCUCCAUCCAUACUAAGAUUUCAUAUAAAAUGCAUGUGCCAUUGCUGUAUUAAUCUUUAUAUUAAAAUAAAAUGAAAAAAUUAUUUAUAAUAAAUGCAUAUCUGCUUCCCCUAGAGCUGAGAUUCGGAAAUCAUGGCCCGGAUGUUGACUACUAUUACAGUGUUGUUUGUUGCACAAACAUUCUUGCUAUUGUUGCACUUCUGGAGAAAUAAUUUGCCAUCAAACAAAGAGGAAAAAACUCACCUACUUAUACUUUCUUCAUGGAGGUCAGGAUCUUCAGUCGUUGGCCAUAUUUUCAAUCAGCACCCUGAUGUCUUCUUCUUGAAUGAACCAGCCUGGCAUGUUUGGGUUUCCAUGUUUCACAAUGAUGCUGAUAUGCUGCAGAUGUCAGUAAGAGAUGUACUCCGAUCAGUCUUCCGUUGUGAGAUUUCUGUUUUUGAUGCAUAUAUUCAAGAAGCUAGGAAAAUGUCAAACUUGUUUAUGUGGGCGACAAGCAGAGCCCUGUGCUCACUUCCAGCAUGUGAUGCCUUUCCACGUAAUGAAAUUACAAAUGAAAUGAUUUGUAAAAGACUUUGUGCAAAGUAUCCAUUUGAUCGAAUUGAAGAAACAUGCAAAUCGUACAACCAUUUGGUCAUAAAAGAAUUCCGUCUCUUUGACAUCAAAGUCCUUUAUUCUCUUCUGACCGAUUACUCGCUGAAUUUGAAAAUUAUUCAUUUGGUCCGUGAUCCCAGAGCUAUUGGUAAUUCCCGUGAGCAAGUUGCAUGGGCUUUAACUCGUGACAAUAAAAUUGUUCUCAAAAGCACUGGACGAGGUGUCAAUGACAGCUUCUCUACCAUUAUGUCAAAAAUCUGUCAAAGCCAUGCCCGGAUGUAUAAAACAGUGGCUUCCAGUUCUUCUAUUUUCCUUAAAAAUCGGUAUAUGUUGGUAAGGUAUGAAGAUGUAGUUAGACAACCUGUAAGAGAAAUGAGACGAAUGUAUGAAUUUGCAAAUUUGAAACCGAAUACCAAACUUGAACAGUGGAUAUACAAGAUAACACACGGGGAGGGAACAGGUAAGAAGAAGGAAAAAUAUGAAAUCACCCCCAGGGAUGCAGACAAAGUGUCAAAGGCUUGGAGGCAUAUUCUUGCUUUCAAGAAACUUAAGUUGAUACAGGAUGCAUGUGGGGAAGCCAUGGCUACAUUCGGGUACAGAUUUAUGCAUUCAAUAGAACAGCAGAGAAACCAGUCAAUGGAUUUUGUUCUACCAAAGCCACAGUUCUAGUAGUAGGAUAUAAAAAGACAAAGUUUGUAUUUUUGUUCCUUAGCUAUAAAAUAAAAACAAAUUAACAAUU